This is a messenger RNA of Naumovozyma castellii, 615 nucleotides long. RefSeq names its product Snt309p (gene SNT309). Lineage: Eukaryota; Fungi; Ascomycota; Saccharomycetes; Saccharomycetales; Saccharomycetaceae. The transcript has a single exon. The record is from RefSeq and is a predicted model, not a curated record. The coding region runs from base 1 to 615 and encodes 204 amino acids.
AUGGAUUAUCUACCAUUCAUAGAUAAAUCGACAGAUGAGAGCCUUUUCACUUACAUGAAAGAAGUUGAAAGACAGAUAGAUCAGGAGCUGGUUCGUAAUAAAAAGAAAAAUAAUACGAAACAAGAUGGCCUUCAUCCUACAACUCUUGAGUUGAUUAGAUCUUGGAAUAUACCGAAGGAAACUCGUUUUGAUAAUUUGUCAUUCAAAGAGUAUCUCAAAGAUUCAAAGAAAGAUUCAGUGGGUAGAGAUAAAGAAGAGAGAAUUCUAAAGAAAUAUAGAGCCAGGAAUCCCGGCAUAGAUCCAUCCAGAUAUAGCAUUAGUAAGCCAAAGGACCCUGAAAUCUUAGCAAUAUCCUCAUCAUACCUUAGACAUCAACAUAUUAUUUUGAAAAGUUGCUUGCCGAAGACGAUAGUAAAUCAAUGGGCGAUUAAUAACGAUUUUGUUGCCAAUAAUAACGAACGCCUACAACAAGUUCUGAAUACACAGGAAAAGCAAAUCGAUGACUUGACAAAGUACAGGAAAUCUGUUCAAGAACAGAGUGAACGAACAUUCAAGAAAAUAAAUAAACAGUGGAAAGACAAUCUGGUAAAGAAUCUUCUUACUGGAGAUGAGUAA